Messenger RNA from Microtus ochrogaster (prairie vole), 2497 nucleotides. RefSeq names its product zyg-11 family member A, cell cycle regulator (gene Zyg11a). Lineage: Eukaryota; Metazoa; Chordata; Mammalia; Rodentia; Cricetidae. The transcript is spliced from 15 exons. Bases 90 to 2378 code for a protein of 762 amino acids. Gene Ontology annotation, cellular component: Cul2-RING ubiquitin ligase complex. The record is from RefSeq and is a predicted model, not a curated record.
GGUUCAAAUGCCCUGCGCCCAGCGCUGCGCCCUCCGCGAGUGCGCCGUGGUGUGACGCUGCCGAGCGGGCUCGCGCGAGCGGGGGAGCCAUGGUCUAUUUCCUGCACCGGGUGCUGUGGCCGCAGGCCCCCGUCCUGCCAAACGCCCUGGAUGACGCGCGGGACCGCUGCGUGGUGCAGGAGGAAGCAUCACCCUACUCUUUGGUCAGCAUCUGCCUGGAUGUCUUGGUUGCUACAUUAGAGCAAUGGUGUUCUACAAAACCUGAUGGAACAUUGUGCCUCCCAGAGCAUUGGCAUCUCCCUCGAGAAAUAUCUGAUCAGUUCCUUGAGAGGAUGACUUGGCGAGGCAAGUUGACUGACAGGACAGCAGCCAUUUUCCAAGGCAAGCAAACGAAUCUGAAGCGGAUAAGUAUCCAGAGAGCUAAACUCUCGGCAACAGCCUUCACAAGAGCUUUCUGCCAUCACAAGCUUGUUCAAGUGAAUGCCACCUCAGUUGACUCUGAGCUUCUAGCCCCAGACAUCAUCCACGCUCUCCAAAGCAGUGCCUGGAUCCAGGAAAACCUUCAGUGCCUUCUGUUAGACUCAGCUAGUGUCCCUCAAGACUCAAGACUACUGGCCUUGGGUCAGUUCGUUGGCAUUCGCACUUUAAGCGUGGCCAACAUGUCCUUUUGGAGUGAAGAUCUAGUGAGCGUUUCUCAGUUACCAAACCUGGAAAACUUGGACAUCUCCAAUACUCUGGUCACUAAUAUCUCUGCACUCCUCACCUGUAAGGACCGACUCAGAUCUCUCACCAUGCACUAUCUGAAGUGUCUGACCAUGACCAGUCCACAGAUCCUUGCAGUCCUCAGACAGCUGAAAUGCCUGCUUCACCUUGAUAUUUCUAAUCACAAGCAUCUCAGGUCAGACCUGGCUUUUCGUCUGUUACAUCAGAAGAACAUGCUGCCCAACCUAGUAUCCCUGGAUAUUUCUGGGGGCUUUAACAUCACCGAUGAAGUUGUGGAAUCCUUUCUACAGCAGCGGCCUGACAUGCGGUUUGUGGGACUCUUGUCCACGAAUGCUGGUUAUGCUAAUUUCUUUAUCACAAAGCAAGGCUUGAAGGUUGCUGGAGGAGCCAACAUGCAUCAGCUCUGGGAAGCCCUGAGCCGGUAUGGGAACAGGUCGUGUUUUAUGAAGGAAACGCUCUGUAUGCUCUUCACAGAGACGCUCUCACUGCAUACCAUUCUGCCUGCCAUUCUAAAGCUUGUUGCUAUAGGAAUGAGGAAUCAUCCACAGGAUCUGCCAGUGCAGUUCACAGGUAGUGCUUGUAUCCUCAACCUGAUUCGGGAGAACCUGGCUAAGGGAAUGCCCGUUCGUCUGUUGUCAGAGGUCACCUGUCUACUCUUCGAAGCAACGAAGAAUUUUCCGUUCUACAAACAGUUACAGAAGAAUUGCCUUCUCUCCUUAACCAGUUCCAGGAUUCUUUGUGAAGUUCCGUUUGACAGGUUUGAUGCUGCCAAGCUUGUUAUGAGGUGGCUGUGCAAGUCUGAGAAUCCCAAGAUGCAAACAAUGGCAGUGACCAUCAUCUCCAUCCUAGCCCUGAAGCUCGUGCCUGAGCAGACUGAACAGCUUCAGGAAGAGCUUAUCAUGACAGUGAAGGAGCUUCUAACAAUAAUCAGAAAAAAGACAGCCGAGAAUUUAAAAGAUGUCACCUUCUUGUUUACUCUGAAAGCGCUUUGGAAUCUUACAGAUGAGUCUCCAUCGGCCUGCAAGUACUUUCUUGAGAAUGAAGGAUUGGCAGUCAUCAUCCAAGUCUUAGAGACGUUUUCUGAGCCUUUGAUACAAAGCACAGUACUUGGUCUUUUGAACAACGUAGCUGAAGUCAGAGAGCUCUCUCCCAAGCUGAUGACAGAAGAUGUUUUGAAACAUAUCACCAGUCUGCUCCAGAGCACCAACAUAGAAGUGAGCUACUUUGCUGCCGGCGUGAUAGCCCAUCUGACAUGUGACAGACAGCACUGGCUAUCCCGUGACCUACAGAGGAGUCAUCUUCUCCAGCACUUGCGUGUAACCCUCCAGAAUUGGCCAAGUUCACAGUGUAAGAUGUCAGCAUUGGUGACUUACAGAUCUUUCAAAGCAUUUUCUCCACUCCUUGGCAACUUCUCUCAGCCAGAAGUUCAGCACUGGGCACUAUGGGCCAUGCAUCAUGUCUGCAGUAGAAACCCUGGCAAAUACUGCAAACUGCUGGUCGAAGGAGGAGGACUGCAGCUCGUGUGUGAUAUCCAAGAGCACGGUCAGGCCAAUGCCCAGGUGAAGCAGAUGGCGGCCUCCAUCCUGAAGGACUUCCGGAUGCACUUCACAAGCUACCAGAGACUCCCCACAGCUCCAGUGCCCUCUUUGACCUAGGAGCCUUUGAGGGGUGCUGCUUAAGGACAGAGCUUCUGCCUUUGGGCUUGGUCCUACUCCUGCAGACCAGGAACAAAGACCUCAGAGAGACUUGGUAUUGGCCCAGACUUAAGAUCUUA